AUGCUCAUUGAUGCUGGCGCUGAUGGUUUGAGAGUUGGAAUGGGAAGCGGAUCAAUUUGUAUCACACAGGAUAGUGAGUGAUUGAGAAAAUGACAAUUUUUCAGCUGAAAUUCUCAAUUUCCAGCCAAAAAUUCAUGAUUUUUGGCUGAAAAUCCAUUUUUUAGCUGAAAAUUGAGCCCAGAAGCUUUGAAAACUGCAAAAAAUCUCAAAUUUUUAUUCAAAUUAGCUUUGGAGCUCAGAAAAUAGCUGAAAAUUCAGAAUUUUGAUUCAAAUGAGCUCUGGAGCUUCAAAAUAAAAUAAGGUUUUGAACUCAAAAAAUUGCUGAAAACUCAGAAUUUUCAACUGAAAGUGCUCGAAUUUUAUCCAAAAAAUUGUCCAAAUUUUAUACGUUUCAAACAUUUUUAAAAUAUGCUUGGUUUUUGAAAUGUAUUAUGAUUUUCUCGCAUCUGAGCUAUUGUCAUAAAAUUAACCUGAAAAUCAAUUUUCAGAUUUAAUUUUAGCCGAUAAGCUCCAAAAAAUGCUCAAAACUCAAAUUUUCAUUCAAAUGAGCUCAGGAGCUCCAAAAAAUGCUCAAAAUCUUAAUUUCCAGUUAUGGCAGUCGGUCGAGCACAAGGAACCGCAGUCUACGACGUCGCUCGCUACGCCAAUCAAUUCGGCGUUCCAGUCGUUGCCGACGGCGGAAUUCGCGACGUCGGCUACAUCACAAAAGCCAUCUCAUUGGGUGCGAGUGUUGUUAUGAUGGGCGGAUUGUUGGCGGCGACGACAGAAGCACCUGGCGAAUAUUUUUGGGGUCCGGGAGGAGUUCGAGUGAAGAAAUAUCGAGGAAUGGGAUCGUUGGAUGCGAUGGAAGCGCAUGCAUCGAGUCAGGAUCGAUAUUUUACAAAGUGAGCACGAUUUUUGGCUCAAAUUUGAGCUCUGGAGCUUGAAAAUUCACCGAAAACCGGUUUUCAGCAUGAAAUUGGAGUCCAGGAGUUUCAAAUCUCUUCUGAAAAUCGAUUUUUUGGCUCAAAUUUGAACUCUGGAGCUCGAAAAUUCAUUGAAAACCGAUUUUUGGCUCAAAUUCGAGCUCUGCAGCUUGAAAAUUCGCUGAAAAUCGAUUUUUGGCUCCAAUUUGAUCCCUGGUGCUCUGAAAAAUGCUCCAAAAUCGUAAUUUUUACCAUAAAUUUGAGCCCUGGAGCUCUGAAACAUAUCAAAAAAUCGAUUUUCAGCUUCAAAUUUGAGCCCUGUAGCUCUGAAAAAUAUCAAAAAAUCGAUUUUUGGCUAAAAUUUGAGCUCUGGGGCUUUAAAAUUGUGAAAAUUAGAAUAAAAUGAGCCCUGGAGCUCUGAAAAUCACGAAAAUCCCCCCAAAAAUGCACAAUUUUCAGAGAAACCGAUCAAAUCAAAGUUGCUCAAGGAGUUUCAGCCACAAUGAAAGAUCGAGGAUCUUGUCAUAAGGUGAGAUGGAUUUUUGAUGAGCUCUGGAGCUCGAAAUUGUGAUUUUUGGCGGAAAAUUGAGUCCAGAAGCUUCAAAAAAUGCUCAAAAUCUCAAAUUUUCAUUCAGAUGAGCUCCGAAGCUCCGAAAAAUGCUGAAAAUUCAGAAUUUUUAACUGAAAAUUGAGCUCUGAAACUCUGAAAAUCAGAUUCUAAUAAGCUCCGAAGCUCAGAAAAUAGCUGAAAACUCAGAGUUUUCAACUGAAAAUAUCGAAUUUUAUCCAAAAUAUUGUCCAAAUUUUAUACGUUUCAAGAAUUUAUGAAUAAUGAUUGGGUUUCGAAAUUUUUGAUAGUGCUACUUAGUAGUUUUGAAAAUGUACCUGAAAAUCGAUUUUUGGCUUGAAUUUGAGCUCUGGAGCUCCAAAAAAUGCUGAAAAUUCAGAAUUUCUAACUGAAAAUGUCCUCAGACCCCUCCAAAAUCCUCAUUUUCACCUAAUUUUCUUUCUAGUUCAUCCCAUAUUUAAUUCGCGGAGUUCAACACGGUAUGCAAGACAUCGGAGUUCAAUCGCUUCGCGAAUUGCGCGAAAAAGUGGAUGGUGGAAAGAUUCGAUUUGAAAGAAGAUCGACGAAUGCACAAUUGGAAGGCGGUGUACAUUCGCUUCAUUCGUGAGCCAUUUUUUUGAGAAAGUUGUGAUUUCUAGGAGCUGAAAAUCGAGAAAAUUGAUGAAUUUUGAGCUAGAAACCUGAAAAUUUGAAUUUUUAAACCUGAGUUUGAAAAACUCGCGAAAUUUUGACCUAACUUUCAUAAAAAUCAAAAAUUUCCACAUCAUAACCCAAAAAUUCAAAAAAAAAACUGAUUUUUGAUCUGAAAAUUGAGGAAAUUUGUGAUUUUCAGAGCUAAAAACCUGAAAAUUCAUGAAUUUUGAGAUGGAAACCUGAAAAUUUAAAGUUUUUUUCUAAAUUCAAAAAAAUCGCUAAAUUUUGAUCCGAAUUUCAUAAAAAUCAAAAGUUUUCCACACAAACACCUGAAAUUUCAAUGAAAAACUGGUUUUUGAUCUGAAAAUCGAGGAAAUUUUUGAUUUUCAGAGCUAAAUGCUGAAAUUUGAUGAUUUUCGAGCUAGAAUUCAUAAAAAUUGGAGUUUUUGACAUAGAAAUUCGAAAUUCCGAGACAAAUCUAAAAUUUUGACCUGAAUAUUUGAGAAAUUUGUAAUUUUCAGAGCUAAAACCCUGAAAAUUGAUUAAUUUUCAUCUGAAAACCUGAAAAAACCCAAAAAUUCCAGAAUAGACGCAAAUUCUCGACUUUUUCAUUAUCAACCCAAUGGUAACACAACUUUUUUAAAGGAUUUUCAAAAAUUAAUUAAUUAAUUUUUAAUUAAUUAUUUUAUACACCUAGUAUUUGUGGUCGUCUUCACCUCUUUUUCUCUUCAAACUUCUACUUUUCACAGAAAAAUGUUCGAAAAUCGCAGUUUUCGAAAAUUGAAAUUCUCAAGAAAAACUGUGCCAGGAUUGCAGAAAAUUAGGCCACGCCCAUUUUUGGCAGAAUUUCAUUAAAAAAGGUGUGCCAGACUUGCAAAACUCGAAAUUUUAAUUUUAAAACAUUCCCAUGCCGCAAAACUGCAUAAAAUUAGGCCACGCCCCCUUUUUUUCACCUAUAAAAAUUUCCUGUAACUUCUAAACAUCUUUUUUUCCCGCCAAAAUUUUCAAAAUUCAAAUUUUUUUUGCAGAUUCGAGAAACGGCUCUAUUGA
Caenorhabditis angaria is the source of this 3156-nucleotide messenger RNA. Lineage: Eukaryota; Metazoa; Nematoda; Chromadorea; Rhabditida; Rhabditidae. The record is from the annotation of a GenBank genome assembly.